Molecule: messenger RNA, 903 nt
Organism: Cydia strobilella
Lineage: Eukaryota; Metazoa; Arthropoda; Insecta; Lepidoptera; Tortricidae
Product: protein enabled-like
Exons: 1
Coding region: 1-903 (300 amino acids)
Source: RefSeq, a predicted model, not a curated record
AUGGAAAAGAAGCCCGCCAACCACCCGCAGCCCAAACAUCAAAACUCGCGCCCCCCCCCGGUCCCCUCGGAUAGGGUGGGUAGAUCGCUACGCGAGUUUUCUCAACUACCGCAAGAAAAAACACCAACAGAUGCCGACCCCCCCGCCGCCGCGGGGCAGGUGGGUAUUCUAGAAAGUGGGUUUUCACAACCACCGGCAUCCACAAACCUUCAGCCUGAAGCCGAAACUGCUGAAGAAGAUGACGAACUCUUUGAGUUCACCGACGCCCUCGUGUCGGACCCCGCCGAAGGCUCUCCCAAGCAUUGGCGGUCGCCCGACGCAGCACCUGGCCGCACUUUCUCGCCGCUCCCGAGGGAAGCCCAAGACCGACUCUCCCCCCACGAGCAACUGGAUCGUGACCGUAUCCUGGUUGCCCGUCUGGGGCAAUUCGGUUACAUGUCUCCCUGCCUGGAGGCAUGGAUGGCGGCCUACAUCAGGCUCCAGGGGCACGCCCUGGGCGACGACGUCGAGCUGCUGCCAGAGGACGUCCCGUUCCUCCCGUUCCUGGAGGACCACCCGGCUGUCCUACAACCAUCGGCAGUCAAGAGGAAGCCGGAGAGCAGCCCGCCAGAGAAACAAGACCAAAAGAGGGUCUGUCAUAAUAUUACGCCACCGACCGACCCGCGACUCCGCGCUCGUCCAGGAGCCGCCCCGCAGCCCAAACAAGUCCCCACCGCCAGGGUAGCCGCCAACAACGAGGCCCCCAUGCCGGGACCCCCAGCUCCGCCACCCCCGCCCCCCACGCCCUUAGCCGCGGGCCCGGGACCCAACUACGUGAACGCCGCAGCCCUCCCCUCGGGCACCGCGGCUCCGAGCCCCGCAUCCACCGAGAACAAAACUGCAACAAAAAAAAAUAGCAACUAA